This is a messenger RNA of Esox lucius (northern pike), 3249 nucleotides long. RefSeq names its product armadillo repeat containing 1 (gene armc1). Gene Ontology annotation, molecular function: metal ion binding. The record is from RefSeq and is a predicted model, not a curated record. Bases 378 to 1208 code for a protein of 276 amino acids. Lineage: Eukaryota; Metazoa; Chordata; Actinopteri; Esociformes; Esocidae. The transcript is spliced from 8 exons.
GGAAUCAAGGUCGUGACAAUUUGUUCCGGUGAAAACCUUCGCGGAACGGCUCUUGCUCUUGUCAAUCAAAACGAAGAAGUCCAGUAUCCAAUCAGCUUUCUCCAAACAGGCCGUCAUGAACCCUUUUUGGUCGUAAUAUUUACCAGCUAGCUAGCUUCUUAUUUUUUUCUCACGAAACUGUUUUAUUAGAAUAUUCUUUGUUUUAUUUAAGAAUCGUCUACGUGUCCCCGAAACAGAUUUCCACAGCUGCUAUAUUAUUAUUGCAUAUAUUUUAUAUACUGGUGUUCGUGGUCAUUUUACAAUUUAAACUGAAGAUCACUUGGAGAAAAGUGUGAAGAGGCUGGUUUCAUGUGCACUGCACUGGGAUAAAUGACACCAUGAGUGGGGAGCUGGAUGCCCUGACUGUGGUGAACCAGCUACGCGAUCUUGCUGCCGACCCACUUAACAGACGAGCCAUUGUGCAGGACAACGGCUGCUUACCUGGGCUCAUCCUCUUUCUGGACCACCCAAACCCUCAGGUUGUCUACUCAGCAUUAUUGGCGGUUCGCUACCUGGCGGAAUGUCGGUCCAACAGAGAGAAGAUGAAGGGCGAGUUGGGCAUGAUGCUGAGUCUGCAGAAUGUCAUGCAGAAGAGCAUCUCGCCGGGGGAGACCAAGCUCCUGGCCUCCGAAAUCUAUGAGAUCCUGCAGGCGGCCGGCGACCGGGAAGCCCAGGAGGCGGAGGCGGAGGCUGCUUCCUGCAGACGUAAGGCCCACUUCUUCCUGGGCUCAACCAACAAGAGGGCCAAGACUGUGGUGCUGCACAUCGACGGCCUGGACGACUCGGCCCGUCGAAGUCUGUGUGAGGAGGCCCUGCUGAAGAUUCGAGGAGUGAUCAGCUUCACCUUCCAGAUGGCCGUAAAGCGCUGUGUGGUCCGGAUCCGCUCGGACCUCAAGGCGGAGGCACUGGGCACAGCCAUCAACUCCACCAAGGUGAUGAAAGCUGCGCAGGUGGUUAAGGGGGAAGAUGGAGGAGAGCUCGUGCUCCCGUUCCAGGAUGGUGCGGAGGAGUUUGUGGAACACAACGUGGACGUCCCCGACUACCUCCCUGAGGAGGAGAGCCCGUCCCAGGAGCAGGACAAGGCCGUGACCCGCGUGGGCUCCAUCACGGACGGAGUGGGUUGGCUCAGCACCGCUGCCAACUUCCUGUCCCGCUCCUUCUACUGGUGACCACUUCCUGUGUCGGUCCACGUUGUCGUAACCACAGACCCGACGCGGGCCCCCGGCCCUGUUUGUCCCCGGUCCCACUUCACCUUCAACACUACUCCCCCGUUCCCUGGUUGGCAGCCACACGCCCACUGUGCCGGGUGUCUGGAAGGACGGCUGGACGGCCUAGUGCAACCUGCAAUAACCUGAACUGUAUACAAGGAAAUCAGCUGAUAGAACGCUAGCUACUAUACCCCAGGUCGAGUGCCGCACGCUAAACACCCCGGCGCCACACAUCAUGCACUUCCAGAGGCAUAGACGGACAACUUCAGACUCCGCUCCCAUCUCUUAUCCCCCCCCCCCCCCCCCCCCCCCCCAGAAAAAUAGUUUGCUCUGACACCCGAUUGGUCCGUUAACUCUUUGAUACCAAAUUGCGUUGUGGGAAUGCACGGCGCCGCACCAGCUUCUGAGUUUGAGCGAUUCCACUGGAUGAUGGUGCGUUGUGGAGUUAGGGGUUUGUUUUGGUGCAUGGUUGUGAUGAGUGCUCUCGUUUUCCUGAAUUUCUUUUGUUUGAUCGUCCCUGGUUCACUUUUCUUUGCCCCGCGGGGUCUUUCUAACGCAUGUUGUAACCUCUUCGUUUUGUUGGUUGAUCUUGCUCACUGCCUUUUCAUCACUUGUUUAUGCCUCAAACUUUUGUGUGCCUUUUGACUCUUUACAGCAAUUUGUUUCUAUUUAUUUGUCAAUUUUUAACUUCACCCAAAUCCUCUGAAGCCUUGUGAAUAGAGCACUCUCUGCCCUCUGAACGGAGAGCUAGUUCCCCCUAAUGGCUAGGGUUAUAUGUCUGUUACAGCGCAGUCUUUGCCUCUAGUUCUACCUGGAGUUCUGAAUCCCCUGGCUUCACCGUGGAGGUGUGUUCACACCGAUCAUUGUUUUUCUCAACGUUGUGAUGCAUUGACCGAGCUUCUAUCCCAUUCAUCAUGGUUUCCCUGUAGCUAGUGUUUUUUGUAUGACAAGACGGCCUGUGUCAGUGUGCUUGACCGCCCCCCCCCACCACCUCCUGGCGAAUGUUUCCCUCACCCUAAAACGCAUCGACCUCUUUAAUGUCCCAGACACCUUAAAUGUUUAUGACCUUGGUUAGCCAGUAGUGUCCUUAAAAUGGCACACACACACACACUUAAACACUAGAACGGCAGUAGAUGUGUAAGGAGUGUCUGUGGUGUGGAUUGAAAAUGGGGUCGCUAAUCAUGUUAAUCUCAGUCUGUCAUAUUUCACUUGGGCUUUGUCUCCGUUUAACUUUUCUUGUUGAAAGGUGCCGGUCAACAGAAUGUUCAUGUACAAUGUAUUCUUGAGCAAAACACUUGGAGUUUUGAGGUUCUUGUGGGGGAUUUGUCUUUGGGUUUACCUUUUUAUUUGCUAAAUCCUUUUCCUGCCUGUAAUCCAUCUCCAGUUUAAUUAUUACCUUGUGAUUUGCAUUUGAUUUGUGUAUUACACGUGUGUUGUCUAAUGGCCGUUCAGAGCAGACAGUUUAUAGUUUUUCUGGGUGCCGAACUCACAACUGGCUACUAGAAUGGCACGAUGAAAAUAACCUUCUGAAGAAUGAUCCUAAUAAUGUACAUCCAUCUAAGUUUGUGUCUCUUAACGGUUGUCCUCACAAGUGACUAGAACAAGAAGUGAUAGGUGAGGUUUACCAAGUGUCAGUAUUCUAUGAAAUCCUAGUCUUCCUUUUUUUAGUGUAACAUGCAUAGAAUCAAAGUCGUGAUUGAACUCAUGGAAUAUGUUUAUUUUAUGUUGUGGCUCUUGUACUUUAAAUAUACUUGAACAAACUUGUCUGUUUAACCCCCCAGUGUGCAGUUUUUAAUCUCCCCCUAUCCUUUGAAAGUCACGACAUGCAUCAGGCUGGCUCACAGAACCGUGUAGCAACAUCCCAGAAUAGGAGCUUCUCAUGUACAGUAUAUAUCUAAGGUCAAAUGUAAUAUAAUUUAUUUCAGGUCUGAAAACGGUUAGUUCACUGUUACCAAUUCACUCUUAAGGCCUAAGAAUAUUAAAUAAAAUAAUCUACAAAUCA